Messenger RNA from Canariomyces notabilis, 1419 nucleotides. RefSeq names its product mitochondrial thiazole biosynthetic enzyme. Gene Ontology annotation, biological process: thiamine biosynthetic process. The coding region runs from base 375 to 1367 and encodes 330 amino acids. The transcript is spliced from 5 exons. The record is from RefSeq and is a predicted model, not a curated record. Lineage: Eukaryota; Fungi; Ascomycota; Sordariomycetes; Sordariales; Chaetomiaceae.
AGUCCAACUGUGCAAGAGUAUCGGAAGCAUCACUCCCAAACCGUCUGGUACAUGAUGUCGCCCUCCUAUCGAACCCAAGAAGACGUGGGAUCCUUGGCUUGGUGUUAUAUCCCAAAAUGAUCAAUCGUCACCAUCUUCAGGUAACUAUCUGAAUGCAUGAGCCGGUGCCAAUCCGGUUGCUGCUCCACGCCGACUCGUCUUAAAGAUGAAGAACGCUGGGCAGCGCCGGAGCGGCUGAGAUUAUACGGCUGUGAACUUGAUCUGGAUAAUACCAGCGAAAGGAUCAUGCUUCUUCCUCUCCCUUCUGUUUCGUCAGGGUUGAAUCCUAACUCUCGCAGAUCUUGAAAACACUCCCAAAACAUACUUAAGCAAUCAUGGCACCCUCGGCAGUCUCCCCAGUUCAGCAGCACGCCUUUGCCGCCAAGAAGGCACUCGGUGCCGCCGUUGGCGAAGGCGGCGCGGCUCCGCUGAGCAAGGCCCUGACCGACAUCAUGGGCAACUGGGACAAGUUCUCGUUCGCCCCUAUCCGCGAGAGCACGGUUUCGCGGGCCAUGACUCGCCGCUACUUCAAGGACCUCGACACGCACGCCGAAUCCGACGUGGUCAUCAUCGGCGCCGGCUCGUGCGGGCUCAGCUGCGCCUACACGCUGGGGACGCUGCGGCCGGACCUGCGCAUCACGCUCAUCGAGGCGGGCGUGGCUCCCGGCGGCGGCGCCUGGCUCGGCGGGCAGCUCUUCUCGGCCAUGGUGCUCCGCAAGCCGGCCGACGCCUUUUUGCGCGAGGUGGGCGUGCCCUACGAGGACGAGGGCGACUACGUCGUCGUCAAGCACGCCGCCCUCUUCACCAGCACGGUGCUCUCACGCGUGCUGGCCAUGGACAAUGUCAAGUUGUUCAACGCGACAGCUGUGGAGGAUUUGAUUACCCGUCCUGCUGAUGAGGAUGAGGAGGGUAGCGGCGCUGGAGGAGUGAGGGUCGCCGGUGUGGUCACCAACUGGACCCUGGUUAGCAUGCACCAUGAUGAUCAGAGCUGCAUGGACCCGAAUACCAUCAACGCGCCCGUUGUGGUAUCUACGACGGGACAUGAUGGCCCCUUUGGCGCCUUCUCGGUUAAGCGUCUCGUCAGCAUGAAGCAGCUUGAGCAGCUGGAGGGCAUGCGCGGGCUGGAUAUGCAGCGCGCCGAAGACGCCAUUGUCAAGAACACGCGUGAGAUCGUGCCGGGCCUCAUUGUCGGCGGCAUGGAGCUGUCUGAGAUUGACGGUGCCAACCGCAUGGGCCCCACGUUUGGUGCCAUGGCCUUGAGCGGUGUCAAGGCGGCCGAGGAAGUUCUCAGGGUCUUUGACCUUCGCAAGAAACAGAACAGUCUCUGAGCUGGUUGGUUGGCCGCUCGCAAUAGUCAGCGAACACGGAAUCACGCCUGGG